Molecule: messenger RNA, 615 nt
Organism: Cyclocybe aegerita
Lineage: Eukaryota; Fungi; Basidiomycota; Agaricomycetes; Agaricales; Hemipholiotaceae
Source: the annotation of a GenBank genome assembly
AUGGUGCACCUCACCUACGCUCUUUCGCUCGUCCUGCUGCUCCCCUCCGCUUUCGCCGCAGAGUACCUCGUUGGAGUAGGAAAAGAUGAGACAACUGGGAGGAAGGGAAUGGGCUUUGACCCCUCCGUUAUCCACCCCGCGGCUGGCGAUGUAAUUGCGUUCGAGUUCCGAAGUGGCCAGCACAGCGUCGUCCAGUCCACCUUCGAGAACCCGUGCACUGGAAAUGGUGGCUUUAACACCGGCGUCUUCACGGUUGACGACUCCAUCCCUGUCGACGCACCGGGCCUCCCCACGGUCAGGCUGACCGUCAACGACACGAACCCUAUCUGGUUCUUUGAUGAGGCAGGUGGCCUGUGCAAGCAAGGCGCUGUCUUGGCCGUGAACCCUACCCUCGAGCUGUCUGCUGCUGCCUUCAAGGUCAACGCUGCCAACGCACCUGACGCCCCUGCGACCACCGCGGGCACCAGCACGACAGACGGUGGAGACUCCGAUACCGCGAGCUCUACGGCUACGGGUACUGCAGCCUCCGCCACCAACUCUACAAGUGCUGCUAUUCAGAACGGAAGCUCCGUGUUUGGUGCCCUCCUCGUGGCUCUGAUCGCCUUGUUCUGGUAG